AUGGCAUACGAUCUCGAGCCUCUGCCCCGGACCGAUACUCCAUCGGAUUACACACGAUUCAAAUUCGAUCCUGCCAAUGUGGGCGAUAAGAGGAUAGUAGGGUUACUGGCAUGUCAACGUGAUCCCCUACUCCGUUCGCUUAAGACUAGAAUUCACGCCGUUAGAGAAGCAAGUAUCAAAACUGCUCCACCACCCAAGGGAAAAGGAAACAAGAAGAAGAAUGAUACGCCCCAAGAAACAGCGAAGGCAGAGGACAGAGGGAAAUUGUAUGAGGUGGAAUUAUUAGAUACGGUGAUCUUUCCUGAAGGCGGUGGUCAACCUUCCGAUACGGGACGUCUGAAUAUACUAGAUCCCAAUGGAGGUAUAAAGCAGUCUUUUGUGAUCGAGAGUUGUCUUAGGAAGAAACUUGACAGUGUACAUCUCGUAAGAAUACCUACCGGCAUCGAGGUGGAUAUGAAAGAGGAUGAUGAGGUUGAAGUCGUUGUGGAUUGGGACAGGAGAGUAGAUCAUAUGACACUUCAUACCUCUCAACAUCUCCUCUCAGCUAUAUUAGACACCAUGAAUCUCCCCACUCUCAGUUGGUCGAUGCACCCUCAUCCAUCCCUCGAAGCUCCCUACGUCGAAUUGCCAAGAAGCUUGACUCAGAGCGAAGCGGAAGAAGUGGAGAGGAAGUGUAACGAGCUGAUAUCGGAGGGAAGGAAAGUAUGGGUCGACGUGAGCAUACAAGGUCAAAAUGGUGCUGCGGAAGUGACUGCAGAGGUGGAUGAUGGAGCGGUGGAGGAGAGGCUGAAGGUUGGGAAAGGGAUUCCCGAAGAUUAUGAUGGUGGUGUCAUUCGACAUAUCAAUAUCGACCAAACCGAUCGAAACGCAUGUUGUGGUACACAAGUACCCACCCUAUCCCUCAUAUCUCUCAUGCACAUCAUCCCUCCUACCCAAUCUUCAUCAUCGGCUACAAAACUGUAUUUCGUAGCUGGACCCAGAGCAGUACGGUACUUACAACAAAGCUCAAGACAGCUCAGUAAUGUUGCGAAAGUCAUUGGAGCAGGUAGAGCAGAUGCAGUAGAAAGGAUAGAGACGCUAGAAAAGAACCGUAAAGAUCAGUUUGAUGCUGUGAAAAAUCUGAAAAAUGAAUUAUCAAAGAUCGUCAUUGAGAAUGCAUUGUCAGAAGGACGGAAAGAAGAGAAUCAAGGUGUGAUUUGGGUAAGGAGAGACAAUCCCUCGACGAAUGAUUUCGAAUUUUUAGGAUCAAUUUCGACUACUUUCAUUUCAACAGCUCAACCUCAAGAUCAAAAAGACCCUCUGGUUAUCCUUACUUCCACGCCUUCAUCUAAAGAUGCGACCGGCCAACAGAAUUUGAUGAUUGUACAUUCUACCAAUAACGAUUUAGCCAAAGAGGCAAACGAGCAGAUAAAGAAGGGACUGGGUAGUAGAGUGAAAGGUGGUGGGGCGAGGGGUAAGUAUAUGUCGAAAGUUGAUGGUAAAUGGACUUCAAGUGAGGAUGAUCUGAUACAAGGGAUAAUCAAUAAUCUCAGGAAGGAUAGAUCAGAAUGA
Molecule: messenger RNA, 1551 nt
Organism: Kwoniella mangroviensis CBS 8507
Lineage: Eukaryota; Fungi; Basidiomycota; Tremellomycetes; Tremellales; Cryptococcaceae
Exons: 5
Coding region: 1-1551 (516 amino acids)
Biological process (GO): regulation of translational fidelity
Molecular function (GO): nucleotide binding; Ser-tRNA(Ala) deacylase activity
Source: RefSeq, a predicted model, not a curated record